This is a messenger RNA of Monodelphis domestica (gray short-tailed opossum), 989 nucleotides long. NCBI's taxonomy places the organism in Eukaryota, Metazoa, Chordata, Mammalia, Didelphimorphia, Didelphidae. The record is from RefSeq and is a predicted model, not a curated record.
GUCUCAGGCCCCACCCUACACAUCCAUCAAUCGGUCUUCAGCCCCGCCCCAGGUCGUUGGGUGGCGGUUGGUGCAGAGAGCAUUUGAGAAGGAGGAGCCAGAGAUACGGUCUCCAAUCAUGGACCUUCCUGCGGCCCCUGGGCCGCCCGUUCUACCGUCUCCACAACCCCGGGGGCUCCCUCCCCGCCGCUCCCGCAGCCGCCGGGACCUGGCGCUGCUGGUGAUAAUGCUGGCGGCUCUGCUGGCCGCCGCUUCCCGGGGCUACCUGGGCUCCCAAGACGCCCAGGCCUCGGCGCUGCGGGAGACAGCCCUGAUCCCCGGAAAGAUCUCGUUCUUCUUCUCUGCUUUGGAUGUGAACAGGGACAUGUACAUCAGCCCUAAGGAGUUCAAGCCCAUUGCUGAGAUAAUGAGAGUAGUAAAACCUAUCACUGACUUUGAAAAGACAGAGGAAUUGAAGGAGGAGACUUCCUCUCAGGAGGAGGAGCUGGCUAUUGUAACUCCAUUCGAGCCCCUGCUGCUAGACACCACAUCAAACAGUAAAACUGGUUUCAAAGAGGAGGAACCUUUAGAACCAGUUUAAAAAUCUCAGAAGAAAAUCUGUUUUGUUACUUCAUAAUCAUAUCAAUUUUUUUGACCAAAAAAAGCAUUUUCUCAGAUUGAUCAUCUACCUUCUUCACCAGACUUCACUUCCACUGACUUGGGGCUUUUUUUCCCAAAAAAAAAGAAUCAAAUCCACAAUUUAAAAAAAAAAAGAAAAAGAAAUUUUGCUUUGAAAUCCAAAGUGGAAAAAGCAGGACAAAGACAGCAGAAGGGGAUCUCCUUCUCUUCAGAAGUACCAGGGAUGAGGAGGGUCUUUGCCAUUUUAGGUUGAGCAUUUGACUAUAAACUACAGAUAUUCCAAUUGUCCCAGCAAUUUUUCUUACCAUAUAAUUGUUAUCCCCAAAAUUUGGAUCUAUACUUUUGUCGAAUACAAGGUUCCUAUAAUUGUU